AUGAAAUUCGACGACGAGGCAUGGGAGCGCAGUGAUGCCAUUUUCGACACAUGGAAAACGAAGCUGUAUGAGGAAGAUACCAUGCGAGCCAUCGGAAAUCUGAUCAAAAAACACCGUGGUGGUGUUCCCAAAGAACUGUUUGCGCCACAACGUGGAGCUUACAAUGUUACCAUCCGCAUGCAAUUUGGCGACGGAGGGUCCGCCAUCAUUCGAAUUCCAUGCCCAGGAAUCCACAUAUUUCCUGAAGAGAAGGUCCGCAAUGAGGUUGCUGUAAUGAAAUACAUUUCGGAAAAUACGACGAUACCGAUCCCUCUUGUAUUACACCAUGGCAUGAUAGACGAAUGCCCUGGACGCCUUGGCCCUUUCAUCAUCAUGGAAUAUGUGGACGACGCGAUGACACUAUCGAGUGCCCUCAAUCUUCCGGGACUUUCGCCUCAAGAUCGCCCUCUUCUUCAUCCAGGAAUAGCAGAAGAGAAAUUGGUAUUCGUGUACGAGCAGAUCGCCGACAUGAUGUUACAGCUCUCCACACUCACCUUCAACAAAAUUGGAGCACCCAUUGAAACUGAACCGGAUGUUUGGGCGGUGACUGAGCGUCCGUUGACCUUCGACAUGAAUGAGCUGGUGCAGCUCGGGAAUUGCCCACGAUCGGAACUUAUCUCUGUAGCAUUGGACACCUCGACUGCCUUCUACUCCGCAAUCGCCGAUAUGAAAACUAUGCACCUCGACAUGCAACACAACGAUGCUAUUGAAUCCCCUGAAGACUGUAGGCGGAAGUACAUCGGUCGCCACCUUUUCAGGAAACUUGCAUCGGAGAAGCGACUGCACAAUCCGGAGUUUGAGACAGGCCCUUUCCGUCUCUGGUGCGAUGACUUCCGACCUGGCAAUGUCCUCGUUGAUAAACAUUGCCGAAUCCUUUCCGUCAUAGACUGGGAGUUCACGUAUGCUGCACCAGCAGAGUUUGUCUACAAUCCACCAUGGUGGUUGCUUCUCGAGACUCCUGAGUACUGGUUCAGAGGAAUCGAAGAUUGGUCCAAACUUUAUCAGCCUCGCCUUGAUACAUUUCUCCGAGUCCUCCGUGAGCGGGAGCAGGCCGCUAUGGGCCGUGGCACUCUCAAAGCGGAAAAUGUGCUGUCGAAUCGUAUGCGAGAGAACUGGGAGGGUGGGCAGUUCUGGAUCGAUUAUGCUGCACGAAGGUCGUGGGCUUUCGAUGCAAUCUUUUGGACGUACAUAGAUCGGAAGUUUUUUGGUGGGAAUGGUAAAGGGGAUGAGUAUGAGGCGAGGUUGGGAUUGCUUAGCAAGGAAGAUAGAGAUAACAUUGGGGCAUUUGUGAUAAAAAAGGUAGAACAGUCGAGGACGAGGACCUUACUGGAGUAG
Molecule: messenger RNA, 1374 nt
Organism: Lindgomyces ingoldianus
Lineage: Eukaryota; Fungi; Ascomycota; Dothideomycetes; Pleosporales; Lindgomycetaceae
Exons: 1
Coding region: 1-1374 (457 amino acids)
Source: RefSeq, a predicted model, not a curated record